AUGCAGCAGAAGUUGAUAGCCAAGGACUACUGCGAGGGAACUCAAAAGGUGCUCAAUUUCAACAACUUCAGCCACGGCGACGAGGUCUUGCCGGCCUCGAUCCCAGGUGUCACCAUCGAGGCCACCCGCCGCGCCACUGAGCCGGAGCCGGGACACCCGAAGAAUUGCUCAGGGCCCCUAUUGAUCCUGGACACUCGCGAUCCCGACUUUCGCAGCUUUGACAAGGACCUGAAGAAUUGCGAGAAUUGCACCCUGAUGCUCUGGUCCAAGGACGGCAACCGGAACAAGGUCAACGACUGCGGCGAGCAUCCGGGUGUGAUGAUCAGCUUCAAGUACGAGGAGCUGCAAGACCUGAUUGACAUCGAGCUUUGGGAUUUGGAGGAGCCGACCUUCAUCGAGCUCUAUGGAAAAGAUGGCGAGCUGCUCAAGAAUAUCUCCGCACCGGAUGGCCCGGACCAGGACGGCAACCCGGCGGUGGUUGACCUCAUGACGGAGGGUGUGAAGGAGAUGAUCGUCUACAUGGGUGGCUCUGGAGGGGUCCGCAAGUGCGAGAAUUGCACCCUGAUGCUUUGGUCCAAGGACGGCAACCGUCGUAAGGUCAACGACUGUGGUGAACACCCGGGUGUGAUGAUCAGCUUCAAGUUCAGGAAGUUGCAAAGCCUAGUUGACAUCGAGCUCUGGGAUCUGGAGGAGCCAACCUUUAUCGAGCUUUACGGAGCCGACGGCGAGCUGCUCAAGAAUAUCUCCGCACCUGAUGGCCCGGAACAGGACGGAAACCCGGCGAUUGUCGAGUUGUUGACAGAGGGCGUGAAGGAGAUGAUCGUCUACAUGGGCGGCUCGGGGGCAAUCCGCCGGAUCCGGGCCUGCAAAGCCCCGGGGAGCAUCGUAGGUGACCCUCACAUCUACACCUUGGACGGCGACAAGUUUGACUUCUACCAGAACGGAACCUUCUCCGUGUUCCACUACGCUGGCCAGAAGCUGCCCCACCCCACCAAAAAGAACGCCACAGUGGACUGGCAGCUCUACUCCCACUACGGAGGUCCUUUCUGGACCGCUCAGGGCGUGCUUCUGGUUGAUCGCUCGAUGGGCUCCAUGCGGCAGGCGCUGGAGUUGACAUCGAAGGAUUGCCAGUGGUACAAGAAGGCCGGCAAGACCUGGUCCCCCGUGAAGAGCGGGCAGAGGAGCCUGCUGACUUACACGGACAAGGAGAGCGACACGGCCCUCACCAUGUUCGAGCACGUGCACGAGAAGAAGAUUGUGUUGAAGAUGAGGACCGAGACGGGCUGGAAGGAUACCUUGGUGCUCAAUACGGUGUGCAAGCCCAGCGGUAUCAACAUGCGUAUCUCUAUGCCGGACAUGGGAGAGAGCCGGUUCCUUGAAGGUCAGAUCGAGGUGGGCAACGGGGAGGAGCAGAAGAAGUUCGCGAGGAGACAUGCUACAAUUGCCGCGAGCAUGUUGCAGCUGAUGCCGAACCCAGUGCGCGAAGCGGUGCAAAUCCAUGUGGAGAACCGCAAAAGAUUCCUCACGACCUUCGUUGAGAAGUCCAAGCUUCCUUUCGCGAAAGCUGCGGCUUCAGGCGUGCCGAGGGGGCAAAGGCCGACGCGCCGCGACCUGUUCCCUUUGCCCCGCCUGCGGAGUUGGCCAGCUCACAUUGCUGAUGGAAAGCAGAGCCGCAAUGGUCUUUUGGCUUGUGCGGACUUGUGCUGUGCAGCAUUGAAUCACUUGAGCGAUGGCAUGCCAGAAACUUCGUGCUCUCGGCUGGGACAAGGCUGCACAGCUGCCCAGCGGGCUGUGCAAGAGCAUGUCUGUCAGCGAGUGGUCCGGUUUUGCACCCGCCUCAACUCCAUCAGUGACGGGCCGUUCUCCUACAAGGGAUCGCUGCAGACUUUUGGGCGAAACAGCGCAGGCUACGAACGCAUCCGUGGUGGCGACGUGGACCUGCCGACUCGCGCAGCUACGUGUGACCCUGGAAACCUCGUGGAUCCUGGACUGUGGGCAACUAUUUGUAGGCCAGGAGCUAUCUUUGAAGAGCCUCAGUCUUUCCAGCAGUGUUUGGGCUUCACCAAGACUUUCGGCAUGGAGAGAAAGGAGUAUAUUGAUCUUACUUGCAGAGAGCUGCGGUGCAAGAAGCUCCGCCUACGCACGCAGGUGUUUGGUGUUGCUGGGGUUUUUGCAGCGGCAAAGAGCACCAAAGGCCGUCAGCGGAAAAUCUGGGACGGCUCGGUCCUCUCCGAAUUUGCUGCUCAGCCUCCUAAGCCUUAUCGGCUGGCAAAUCCAAGCUCUUUUCUCGACAUCGUGGUCCGUCGUGGUGAACGCUUGUACAUGUCAAAGCGAGAUGCCGCUACUUACUUUGAUUUGCUUGCGGUCCCCUCAGAUCUGCAGCCUUGGUUUGGCCAGGAGCCUGUAGCACUGCACGAGCUUUUAUCACAAGGAAGAUUCGCACUGGCGGAAGUCAUUGGCUUUGUUGACGACCUUGCUCAGGGAGAAGGCUUGUUAGCGCAGACGCUGCUUUUUCCUGUGCAUGCUGCUUGGCCCAUGGGUUUCAGCUGGUCCUCCUGCGUGGCGCAGUCGAACACCAUCGGCUUGUUGACGGAUGCUGGCGUCGAUCCUCGUUGCAUCCUCAGCCUGGACCACGCGUUGCCUGGCUCUCAGAAGGAACUGUGUGCCGUGGCCACUGACGACACCUUGUUCUUUCAUCGCUGCCCGGCUAGGGGGCGUCGUACAUUGUCUAAGCUGGACAAAGUGUUUGACAAGAACGGUGUCGCCAGGAACGUCAACAAAGACAUCUCGCUUGCAGCUGAAAUGACUGCGCUCGGAUGUGACAUCUCAGCUGAGCCGCCUUUGGUGGAGCCGUGCAAGCAGAAACUGGCCAAGUUUGUGGCCGCUGUGUGUGACUUACUGGAGGCCCCCGCUGCCAGCCCUGCGGCGGUUAACAGCGUCUUGGGUACAGCUCAGUGGUUUUGUCUACUGCAACGCAGCUUGUUCAGCAUCUUCAAUGCAAUCUACAGGUUCGUGCAGAUGGAGCCCUCAUGGAAGCCAGCUCUUCUGCCUGCCGCUGUGAAAAACGAGCUGCUCGUGUGCUUGGUACUUUCGCCGUUGCUCCCUGCAGCUUUGGACAGGCCCUUUCUCCCUGAGCUCUUGGCCUGUGACGCUGCGCCGCAGUACGGCUUUGGUGUGUGUUCACUCGCAUGUGGGCGCAAGCUCGUUGAAGAAGUGGGUCGCUACUCUGAGCGGCGAGGUGACUACGUGCGUUUGCAAGCUGCAGAAGGGGACGAGCCUGAAGUGCCCAGGCUUGGAGUUCCACGGAAGUUGCCGUUUUGCAAGGGCGACUUCAAGCCUCUCAUUUCCACUCCGGCCAAGUGGCCCGCCCACUCCGGAGUUCUGGAGUGCCAUGGAGUACUGCUGACGGUGAAGUGGGUGUGCCGCAGUCGCGCACGACAGGGCCAUCGGGUCGUCGUUCUUGUGGAUGCCAAAGCUGCCAUCGGCAGCAUCAGCAAAGGCCGAAGCUCAGCAAACAGCUUGCGACGGUGCUUCGCAGCAUAG
Molecule: messenger RNA, 3543 nt
Organism: Symbiodinium sp. CCMP2592
Lineage: Eukaryota; Dinophyceae; Suessiales; Symbiodiniaceae
Source: the annotation of a GenBank genome assembly